Messenger RNA from Elaeis guineensis (African oil palm), 1175 nucleotides. Its product is annotated as ubiquitin-conjugating enzyme E2-17 kDa. NCBI's taxonomy places the organism in Eukaryota, Viridiplantae, Streptophyta, Magnoliopsida, Arecales, Arecaceae. The record is from RefSeq and is a predicted model, not a curated record.
AUGAACGGGCCCUUAAUGGCCGUUAUCGGCCACCAUGGGACCGCCAGCUGGAGUUCUCUCGACCUCCUGAACCGGGAACUCCUCCCGGGAUGGGGUCACGACGGCGGGGCGGUGACCGGAUCUUUGGCCCUCUAUGAAAGCCCGCCGCCCGCCCUUUUGCACAAACUACCUAUCUUUCCGUCUGAGUUCUUGUUUCCUUCUCUCUCCCCUCUCCAGGUGAUUGAGGCCUCUCUCUCCAAGUCUCUAUCGGGAGGCAUUAUGGCUAGCAAACGCAUUCAGAAGGAGCUUCAGGAUCUGCAAAGGGAUCCUCCAACAUCAUGUAGUGCUGGGCCUGUUGGGGAGGAUCUGUUCCACUGGCAAGCAACAAUUAUGGGUCCUGCUGACAGUCCCUAUGCUGGGGGAUUGUUCUUUGUUAUGAUUCAUUUCCCUCCUGACUAUCCAUUUAAGCCUCCAAAACUUAACUUUCAGACCAAGGUUUACCAUCCAAAUAUCAACUCCAAUGGCAGCAUCUGCCUCGAUAUUCUUAAGGAAAACUGGAGCCCUGCACUGACCAUUUCAAAGGUUCUCCUCUCCAUCUGCUCUCUUCUAACAGACCCCAACCCAGAUGACCCUCUUGCCCCUGAGAUUGCCUACGUUUACAAGAACCAUAGGUCCCGUUAUGAGGAGACAGCCAGAGCAUGGACCCAGAAGUAUGCCACAGGCUGAUGGGCUUGCAAACGCGGUAAAGAGAGCUUUGUUCUCCAAGGACCAAAACCAGGCUAAGUGCUAGUGUAAAUGGUAAGACAUGUAGUUUUGCUUAUUGACGUUAAAAGGAGGCCAGUACUAUGCCACUUUGUGCGAGGGUGUGUCCUCUGUACGUAAAACUCUCAACACAUUGUGAAGCUCUCUCUGCAUCCAAACCCCGAAUUUGUAACGUGCAUGAUCGCUAGCAUGGCAUGUUUGAUGGUGCUGCCUAAUUGUGAAUUAUUUUUCUAGAGAUGUUGUCACGUAUCUGAUUGUUGGGUUGGUAAAACCUUAUGAUGCCUCAGAACAUGUUUAGUCAUGGCACACAACUGGUCUUACAGAUUGUUCAUGUGUUUUUUAUUUUUAUUUUUUUUGAGAGUAAGGUUAUUCACGUGUUGAUAGUUUAAUUUCAUGAAUAAUAUUGAGCUUACAUCAGUGUUAUGCUGCAAUAA